ACGCGCGGGGCCUUUUGGGAUAUGAAGUCUUUUUUCAAAGAGCUUGCCGCUCGGCUGCCUCCCGAUCCUUGCAUCUUGGCUGAUUCGAGGCGUCCGGAGAGACAAGAACCUGAACGUGGAGACCGAUUUUGAUGCUGUGACGGAUUUGAUGCGGAGCGGGCCUUAGAGGAUCUCUGAGUGGAAAGUGUACUACAAACUAUUUCGCGGCCCUCACGCGCUUCCUCUGCCGCCGACAGCCCACCUGGGGUGGGCCGGAUUUAUUCCUGACACGAGCGGGCCAGCCCCGGGACGGGACGGAGCCUGGGUGUGGGGGGUAACCCCCGAGGCCGGGGCUGCCAGACCUGGGGCAGGGGGGAAACUGAGCCAGAGUGUGGAAGAAGGUUUACCGUUCAAAAGUCAGAGGUCAACGUAGCGAAUUGUGGUGGGAGGGUCCAAAGUCAGUAGGGUGCUAAGGGUAGUCUCAGGUAGGGACUGAAUAUUCAGGGCGCAGAUUUGUUGGAAGGGGGCUUGGAACGAGGACAAACGAGAGCUCAGGAGGCGCGUAGUGCCAGGGGAGGCGGAGAAUUAGGAGAGGAGGCAGGAGGGGAGAGGAAUCCCCUGGUUAUCCAUUCCUAGACCUCAGUCCCGUCACUAUCGGGCACUUAGCCAGGCCUCCCUUAGUUGCAACCCCAGCUGUCGGCAGGGUGAGGAGAUGGCUUCUCCCUCUAGACAGGCCCCCCUCGGGGGGUCAGGACUGCUGCAAGGGAGCAGGGCUCGUUCUUACGGAAGCCUGGUGCAAUCUGCCUGCUCCCCGGUGAGGGAAAGACGCCUGGAGCAUCAGUUGGCCCCCGGAGACACCCUGGCUGGACUAGCACUCAAAUACGGGGUAACGAUGGAACAGAUUAAGCGUGCAAACCGCCUUUAUACUAAUGACUCCAUCUUCCUGAAGAAAACCCUCUACAUCCCCAUCCUGACAGAGUCCAGAGACCUGUUCAAUGGUUUGGAUUCUGAGGAAGAGAAGGAUGGAGAGGAAGAGGCCCAGUCAAGUAAGGAUGAAGUUCCGCCACACAGAGCUGACAGGAAGAAACAAGAGACAGGCUCAGCACGUGCUAACGGGGAGGUCCUUCCCACACCUGGCCGGGAACCCCCAACUCCCAUCCAUGACCUCUCCGCCUCUGAUUUCCUUAAGAAGCUUGAUUCACAGAUCAGCCUGUCAAAGAAGGCUGCUGCCCAGAAGCUGAGAAAGGGGGAAAGUGGGGUACCUGGGGAGGAUUCAGGCCUUCACUUGAGCUCCCCUCGGAUGCAGCAGCGAGCAGUCCUAGGGCCAGUGCCUCUGACCCGGACCUCUCGGACCCGGACACUUCGGGACCAAGAGGAUGAAAUCUUCAAACUCUGAUGUCCCCAGAACUGAUUGAGAAAACAAGAUGUUGAAGGAGCAAUUUGAGGGGGGAGAGGAGCCCGAGGUGAAGCUGAAGAACAAGGCUUCCCAGCCUGCCUCCCUCCCUCCUGCCUCCUUCCCAGCCUCCAGUCGAUCUAGAGUUCCUUGGCCUGGGCCAGCUUUAUUGGGGAUGGGGAACAGAACCCUCUUCAGUUCUUGGGCUGAAUCUAGAACUGUAUUUUAGAUUCAAAAAAGGCUCUUUUUAUAUCCCUGCUGCCUUUCCCAUCCCCUUUACCAUUCCUUGGCCUUAGAGCAGGGAGACAAGGACUCCCCCAACCCCUGCCCCCUCCCUGUUUCAGACUGUAUUACCUAAUUUAUUUGGUGCUAUCUUGUAGUAUUUAUUUGCUGUAUCUUACUGUUUCCCUCUUGUAAUGAAGAAAGAGGAUUUCUAUAGCUCUGGAGUGAGGGGAAUCCGGGAACAGUGAGCCAGUGACUACUCGUUCCCCACCUUCCCCACCUUCUUAGGCAAGCAUGUUACUGAGGAUGGGGCAGUCCGUGAUCUAGCCCUUCUGCAGAGAAUGGCAGAUAGUACUGGACCUAUCCCCCAAUCUCAAAGUAAAGAAUUUGGGCUCAGUUUUGACUAACCAGUUCAUAAUUUUUUCAUAACUCUUGCUCUGAAGAAAAACAGCAGUGUAGGGACCGGAACUCUCCAUGCCACCAGUUCGCCCUUCUAACCUGCUCCUCUGUUCAGCCUAUGCGAGGCUAAGGGAUGAAAGAAGAAUUAACCUUGGAAUUUGAAGAGGACAGUUGGGGGAGACUCUUUGUUGUGGGAGUUUCUUUGUUACACUCCCUCCCCACCAGAGCCUGUUGAUCUAUGCCUUGCUCCUCACUGCAUAUUUAUUUGCAAUUUGUAGCACUGAUCUGCAGUACAGUUGGUUUUUGGGGUUUUUUGUUGUUUUUGUUGUUGUUUUUUAGUUUCUUAAGCAGAAGUAGGCAAGGAGACCCCAAUGAUACUUGGAAAUAUGCCUCAGUCUCUCAUAAUGGAAAUGGUGAGAGGAGAGAUGAGUGGUGUUUCUCUAUCUCUUGCCUCUGUGAUGGUCGUAAGGUAUAAGAAGCUGGAGAGAUUAAACAUUGAGCCCUGUGUA
Lutra lutra (Eurasian river otter) is the source of this 2502-nucleotide messenger RNA. RefSeq names its product LysM domain containing 1 (gene LYSMD1). Bases 692 to 1375 code for a protein of 227 amino acids. NCBI's taxonomy places the organism in Eukaryota, Metazoa, Chordata, Mammalia, Carnivora, Mustelidae. The record is from RefSeq and is a predicted model, not a curated record. The transcript has 3 exons.